This is a messenger RNA of Megalops cyprinoides (Indo-Pacific tarpon), 3172 nucleotides long. RefSeq names its product alpha-2,8-sialyltransferase 8E-like. Gene Ontology annotation, molecular function: alpha-N-acetylneuraminate alpha-2,8-sialyltransferase activity. The transcript has 7 exons. Lineage: Eukaryota; Metazoa; Chordata; Actinopteri; Elopiformes; Megalopidae. Bases 460 to 1548 code for a protein of 362 amino acids. The record is from RefSeq and is a predicted model, not a curated record. Gene Ontology annotation, biological process: N-glycan processing; oligosaccharide metabolic process.
CUGAGGGUGGGGGGUGGGGAAUGCACAAGGAGCAACAGCUUGAGAUUUCGGGACUUCAGCAGAAAGUAGGAACGUGGUAGGAUCUGUGAGAGGGAGAGAGAGAGAGAGAGAGGGAAAGAGGAAGCAAUGAAAAUAGAGGAGGCUCAGCGAUUCACGUAAAACAAAACUGAGGAGACGAUUAGGAAGGUGAAAAUAAGAGAGAGGGGUGGAAAAAGUGGCGAUGGGGGUUGAAAGAGGGUUUAGUGGGGUAAAAACAGUGAUAUGAAAGAGUGACAAGAGAGGAGGCGUGGUGAGAGCGCGCGCGAGAGAGAGAGGAAAAUAAGAGAGUGCAAGAGGCAGAGAAGAUAAACGGCUGGGGGAGAGGGAGUGGGAGAGACGGAAGGAGAAGGCAGCAGACAGACUGAUAGAGCGAGAGAGGGAGAGAAGGAGGGGGGAAGCAGGAGGAGAGAGUGGACAGUGAUGAGGGGACUGCCGCUGAAGCUGCUUUUCUCUCUUAUGCUUUGUCUCUUCAUCUUGGGGACCGUCCUGAUAGCCUUCAUCUGGUACAUCUUUAACUACAGUGGUGACAGACCACGUAGCUCCUCGCAUCCCAUUCGGAAGAACCCUGAGGCUGAGCCAUCAUGGGUUUGCAAGGAGUGCAGGGAAAACACGAUUGACAAGAUGGUGGAACUCUACAGUCACACCUGGAAGAAGCAGGAGGCUAAUUUCAAAAAGUUCAGGUCUCAGCUGACGAACAGGUGCCAUGGGGCCACCAAGGCCAUCGUCACGCAGGUCAACACGCCACUGGAGUCGAAGAUCGUGUACGAUGGUGAGAAGAGGAAACCGCUGGUGGUGACCCCAAAACUCUUCAACACAUUCUUAAAGGAGCAGCCCUUUAAAAAUAUAACCCGGAAAACCUGUGCUGUGGUGGGAAAUGGGGGGAUCCUACUCAACAGCAGCUGUGGAGCUGAGAUUGACUCCGCCCACUUUGUUUUCAGGUGCAAUCUCCCUCCCGUGGAUAAGGGCUAUGAGAACGACGUGGGCCACCACACGGACUUGGUAACAGCCAAUCCCAGCAUCCUCUUGGAGAAAUUUGACGGCCUAAUGGAGCACCGGCGCCCCUUUGUGGAGAGCCUGAGCAGCUACAGGGACUCCAUGCUGCUGCUGCCCGCUUUCUCUUAUGGGCACAACACGCCCGUCUCGCUGCGCGCCCUCUACACCCUGCAGGACUUCAACAGCUCGGUGCAGCCCAUGUUCCUCAACCCGGAGUACCUGCAGAGCCUGGCCCGCUUCUGGAAGGCCCAGGGCCUGAGGGCCAUACGCCUCAGUACGGGCCUCAUCGUGGCCAGCCUGGCGCUGGAGCUGUGCACCAACGUGCACAUCUAUGGCUUCUGGCCCUUCGCCCAGCACCCUCACGACCGCCACCAGCUCACCAACCACUACUACGACAACCAGCAGAGCAAGAAGAUGGUGCAUGCCAUGCCCGCCGAGUUUGCCCAACUGCUGCACCUGCACAGCCAGGGUGUGCUCAGGGUGCACCUGGGCCAGUGCGCCUCAGGCCCCAGGUAGGCCGGACCCCCACCCCGAGCCCUGCCUUGUACCGACACCCUUCAACCCCCCACCCCAAAGAUGUCGUUGGCGCUUCUCUGUGGGCAAGGAGGGGGGAACAUCUGGGAUGGACACUGUCUUUUGUUUUAGACGAGAGGUUUAUAACUCACACUGAGACAAUGCAAUGACAGCGGUCACACGGAUCUGGAGAAAACGGCCUUAAGGACAGGGAGAUUGUUGUGCAGCAAAAUGCAGGUCUACGUGUGUUCACCAGGCAGCCAUAACCUCAUUUGAAUUUGCACUAGAGUAGACUGUAGCCAUAGGUAUGAAAUACAUACGUAGGUGUGUAUAUAAAUAUAUAUUUGUGAAUAUUUAUUUUUGAUUGGAACCAGCUGGAAUCUGGAGCCUUGUUAUUAGACUUUCUGAGCAGUACUUCCUUUAAGUCACACGGAUGCAACGUUCAGGCCAUUUGUAACCAAAGCUGAGGUGAUGAACCUGCUGGUCUUUAAAAAUGUGCCUCUUUUACGUGGAUAUUGUUUACCCCUUGAGGUAAUUUGUUCAGUUCAGACAAUAGUUCUCAUUUCCCUCAUUUACGUAAAGAUGCUUCACACAGGCAGCUGGAGAGUAGGCCUGGCAUGUGGGGCUAGUAUCCUAGCAACAUUAUCCAUAUUAACACCACGCCAGAAAAGUCACUGAUUGUAGAUCUUAACGCUGUGUGUUUUCGGCAUCUGUGAUUUCGUACAUAAAAGGAUACUGUUUAUAUUACAGUUCUUGAGCAUCACUUUUGAAUGUAAUAUUUUAAUGUGCACAUGUCUGUCUUUUGCACAUAUUCAUUUUAAAAUAUAUUAAAAAAAACAAUUGAUUUAGAUAUAUUGGACAUCUGAACACGACUUCCACAUAUGAAAAUGUUGCGGUUUUGUGGCCUUUGACCUGGGCAAGUGCAGUACGGAGGCUUCUCACCUGUGCAACGGGUUCCCAGCUAGGCCUCUCAGAACCUGAGACUCCCCCUACAAUGGACCAGCUCCAGCACCACAACACUGUCUGCCGCAAGGCCAGCUCUGGACAAAAUGAAGGAAAUAAGAAGAAAAGACUAUCUAGCAGCUAGUAUAAGCUAUCUAACAAUACUGCCGCUCAUACUCCACCCUCCAUUGGCUUAAGCUGAAAGGUAAAUUAGAUGAAACUGAGGCCAUGUGGACUGGACCAGUAGGCCACAGUACUGUGAAAGCGUAAACGGAAGAUACACUGUCCCCGAAGUGUCCUAAAACAAGGGCUUACCUCCCAACGGGGUGCUGAAGGCGAAGAGACCCACUAAGCCAUGUCAGAGACCGUGAGAAAAGGAACGUUUGUGGGGGUGGCUCUCACCCAUUGCCUUGCUGUUUCAUCCCACUCGGUGUUCGUCCUGUUCACAAGAACCCUGAAUUUCAGCCACUGAAGAAAACUUCCAUCUGGUCAAGGUUUUUAUUGGGUUCCCUUUCUAUCAUAUGUUGGAUGGAUUUCACUGCAGGGACUGAACAGCUUCUUUACAGUCUGUGAAAGCUGCAUGAGGUUGAGUAACUUCCUCUGUGAAUCAUGAGAAUGUUUGUACUGAAUUUGAUUCUCCUUUGUACUUCAUGAGAACUGCAUAAACAGCUAUGCUCCCAAUGAA